GCCGAUACUUUCCGACAGCGAAAACAAAACAAGCAAAAGCAAAAGCUCAAAAAACGAAAAAAAAUAAAAAACAAGAAAACGGAAAGCAAAAGCAAAAACCACAAAGAGCGUAACGACAAUUCAACUGCCACCCUCUUCCCACCGUCUCCGUCCCUGCCGAUCGACGCAGACCGAGAGAGACAGAGAGCCAGCGAGCAAUUGAGCUGCGAAUCGCAGUUUCGGAGGUGGAGAGAAGGGGGAAGGGGAAAUGACGUCGUUGCACAGGAAGGUGGGAAGCGAGGGCUCCGACAAGGAGGGAAUGGAGCGCGGGGCUGAGGAGAGAGGGGCGAAGUCGGAGUACUUCGGGUGGGUUUAUCAUUUGGGCGUGAAUUCCAUUGGUCACGAGUACUGUCACCUUCGGUUCUUGAUCAUCAGAGGCAAGUAUGUGGAGAUGUACAAGCGGGACCCCCAAGAGAAUCCUGGAAUUAAACCCAUUAGGAAGGGAGUAGUAGGACAGACACUUAUGGUGGAGGAGCUAGGGCGUCGGAAGGUCAACAAUAGGGAUGUUUAUGUUCUCCGAUUUUACAGUCGGUUGGAUGAGACGAAAAAGGGCGAAAUUGCUUGUGCUGCUGCUGGAGAAGCCCAAAAAUGGAUGGAGGCAUUUGAUCAUGCCAAGCAGCAGGCUGAAUUUGAGCUUUCAAAAGGAAGAAGUGCUAGAGAGAAACUGAACAUGGAGAAUGAGAUCAACCUUGAAGGACAUCGACCUAGGGUGAGGCGGUAUGCAAAUGGUUUAAGAAGGCUUAUAAGGAUUGGACAAGGCCCGGAGACGCUUUUGCGCCACUCUUCUGACUUUGGUGGUAAUGUUAGGUCAGACGGGUUCUUUGAAGGCGAUAGUGGAGAUGCAAUUGAAGCACAUCAGUGGAAAUGUGUCCGUACAAUUAAUGGCAUCAGAAUCUUUGAGGAUGUGGCUGACACCAAGAGCGGUAAAGGUGCUCUUGUGAAAUCUGUUGGUGUUGUUGAUGCAAGUGCUGACACUGUAUUUGAAGUGCUUCUAAACCUCGAGAAACGGCGAAGAUAUGAGUGGGAUAUGUUGACAGGUGAUUUAGAACUAGUAGACUCUUGUGAUGGACACUAUGAUGUUGUCUAUGGGACAUGCGAUCCAAAAUAUUUUACAGGGUGGUAUUCUAAGAAGGAUUUUGUCUUCUCCCGUCAAUGGUUUCGUGGCCAAGAUGGAACAUAUACAAUCUUGCAAUUCCCAGUUGUAAAUAAGAAAAAGCCUCCAAGACAUGGAUAUCAACGCACAAAAAUUAAUACUUCUACAUGGGAGAUUCGAAAUUUGAACACAGCCACAGGUUCAAGUGCAGCAAGAUGUCUUGUGACGCACAUGUUAGAGAUACCCUCUGGAGGAUGGUGUAAAUGGAAGAAAAACAAAUGCUCAAAGUUUGAAAAUACUAUACCUUACGCUUUGUUGUGCCAAGUGGCAGGUUUGAAGGAAUAUAUUGGGGCAAAUCCAGCACUUAAAGCUGAAACUUCCACCACGAUUAUCCAUUCAAAAAUUUCGGACAGUUCUUCUGGUAGUGAAUUUGAGGAUUCAGAAGUGCAGGAUGAGUUCUAUGAUGCCAUUGCUGCUGACUCAUCAUCCGAAGAUGAAGAGAGUGACAACGAUGAAGGGGUUAACAAUAAGGACCAAACAGUGAAGCUGAAGAAUGUUUCGUGGGCCAUCACAGGCUUGGCUUUAAGACGAACUUCAGCACGUGACACAAAUAAGGAACUAGAUGCAAAUGUACCACCUGUGCCUAUUGAUUCAAGCCAGUUUAGCGGCUCCAUGCGCCAAGGAAAUGAUGAGACUGACACAAACUGUUGGACAUCUCCUAGUGGUAACGGAUUCAUGAUUAGAGGAAAGACAUACCUAAAGGAUCAUUCUAAGGUAAUGGGAGGAGAUCCCUUUCUCAAGCUCAUAGCAGUUGAUUGGUUUAAGGUUGAAAAGUGCACAGAGAGGAUUGCACUGCAUCCAAAGUGUCUUGUUCAGUCAGAAGCUGGGAAGAAACUUCCAUUUAUCCUGGUCUUUAAUCUUGAGGUUCCAGCAAAACCAAACUACAGUUUGGUUCUCUACUAUGCUGCAGACAGGCCCAUAAACCAAAAUUCGUCAUUGGGUAAAUUCGUGGAUGGGAAUGACAUUUAUCGGGAUUCAAGGUUCAAACUAAUUCCAAGUAUAGUUCAGGGAUACUGGAUGGUAAAGCGUGCAGUUGGAACAAAAGCUUGUCUGCUCGGGAAAGCAGUAACCUGCAAGUAUCUAAGACAAGACAACUUUCUGGAGAUUGAUUUGGAUAUUGGCUCUUCAUCUGUUGCAAGGAGUGUGAUUGGCCUCGUCCUCGGAUAUGUUACAAGCAUAGUAGUUGAUCUUGCAAUUUUGGUAGAGGGAAAGGAAGAGAAAGAGCUGCCUGAAUACAUUCUCGGGACCGUUCGACUAAAUCGUGUCAGCCUUGAUUCUGCUGUUCCACUUGAGGCUUGAGGUUUCUAUAUGUCAAUAUUUGUCUGUCAACUUGUUUUCCAAAUUUAACGCCAUUAUUUAAUUGGGCACCAUUUUUCAAAAACUUUCCAUGUAUCAUUAUAAGCGAAUCAGCAUCUAAAAUCAAGUGACAUUAAUAAAUAGUUUUCCUUCAUCUGAA
Molecule: messenger RNA, 2648 nt
Organism: Malania oleifera
Lineage: Eukaryota; Viridiplantae; Streptophyta; Magnoliopsida; Santalales; Ximeniaceae
Product: protein ENHANCED DISEASE RESISTANCE 2-like
Exons: 22
Coding region: 248-2491 (747 amino acids)
Molecular function (GO): lipid binding
Source: RefSeq, a predicted model, not a curated record